UAUCAUUUUGGCCCCUUUAGAUUUGUUAUCAACACCAGAGCCUCCUGCUUUCUCUGCUGUCUCUUCUUCUUCACAGUCCUAUCUCCCCACUAUUAGCUUCAAACACAAUUUUGCCAUGGCUACAGUCACCAAUUUCUUGUCAAAACCACCUUCUUCUCUUUCAAGCACCCCUAGAAUCACUCCUCGCUGCUUCCAUAGUUCCUUUUUGGUGAGCUUUGGCUCUAAACAUAAACCUUUCUCGGCAACGAGACUAGACACGAAGAGGACGCACUUCAUCACAAAGGCCACAGCUGCCCCAGAGACCAAAAAGGCUGUUAGCGAUGAAAGAGUACAAAAAAUCCACAACAUGGAGGAAUUCGAUGAAGCCCUUAAAAUGGCGAAGAACAAGCUUGUGGUUGUGGAAUAUGCUGCUAGCCACAGCGCUAAUAGCAACAAGAUCUACCCUUUUAUGGUGGAGCUUAGCAGAACCUGCAACGACGUGGAGUUCUUGCUUGUAAUGGGCGAUGAAUCAGAAAAAACCAGAGAACUUUGCAGAAGAGAGAAGGUAGAGAAAGUUCCUCACUUCAGCUUCUACAAAGGCAUGGAGAAGAUUCACGAAGAGGGAGGGAUUGGUCCAGAUCAGCUGAUGGGAGAUGUGCUAUACUAUGGAGAUAACCACUCUGCUGUUGUGCAGCUGCAUUCAAGAGAAGAUGUGGAGAAGUUGAUUGAUGAUCAUAAGGCUGAUCACAAGCUGAUUGUACUUGAUGUGGGGUUGAAGCACUGUGGACCGUGCGUGAAAGUGUAUCCAACGGUGAUAAAAUUAUCGAGGAGAAUGGGCGAUACUGUGGUGUUUGCCAGGAUGAAUGGUGAUGAGAACGAUAGCUGCAUGCAGUUCUUGAAGGAUAUGGACGUGAUUGAGGUACCCACUUUCUUAUUUAUCAGAGAUGGUGAGAUUUGUGGAAGGUAUGUAGGCUCUGGUAAAGGAGAGCUUGUGGGAGAAAUUCUUAGAUACCAAGGAGUUCGUGUAACCUAUUAAAAAGUAGAAUCUAAAUUAGACAAAAUUCUUGAUUAUAGUUCAAAUUAAUGAAAAGAAAGAUGAGUGGUUUAUUAUGUAGAAAAA
Molecule: messenger RNA, 1099 nt
Organism: Manihot esculenta (cassava)
Lineage: Eukaryota; Viridiplantae; Streptophyta; Magnoliopsida; Malpighiales; Euphorbiaceae
Product: thioredoxin-like protein CDSP32, chloroplastic
Exons: 1
Coding region: 116-1015 (299 amino acids)
Molecular function (GO): oxidoreductase activity, acting on a sulfur group of donors, disulfide as acceptor
Source: RefSeq, a predicted model, not a curated record